AUGGCCCCCAGUUCGCGCGCCAGUGCGCCUCCUUCCAAAGAUAUAGACAAGGACGGGUCUGCUGAGCUCUCCGACGCCGCGCUUCGAAAGAAGAAGAAUGCCGACGCUCAAGCGGCCUUCCGUGCUCGGAGGGCCAACUACAUAUCAACGCUGGAGGAGACCGUCACCAACCUUGAACAAGUCGUUCUGCAACUACAGGAGUCCGUUCGCGACCACGAAGGCUCGCAAGCACGUCUACAACAAGAAAACGAAUCUCUGAAGCAAGAGAUUGUGAACGUGAAACAAUAUUGCAUUGAACGCGACGGUUUCUGGCGUUCUACUUGCGUGCAGAAGGGAAUCAUAGACGGUCUUCCUCCGCCGCCUGCUUUUGGGGGCUCGUACUCGUCUCCUUACGCUUCAUCUGUCGGACACCAGCACCAUGCCGUGUCUACCAAUACAUCGUACUCCGACAGUCAGGGAACUAUGUCUUAUCCCGUUUCGCCUUCAAUAACACAACCUCCGGCGUAUUCGAGCAUGGGCAGCAUGGGCGACCAACCACUCCGUCCUUCAUCUGCUCCUUACACACAGGCCCUCGAUUCUGAGCAUGGCGCAUCUCAAAGACCGCUUCUUCCGAAAUAUGACAGCUACUCGUCCUACUCUGUUUCCAGUGCCGCUCGCGGAGCAGAUUGGCCACAACAGGUUGCGCAGUCUUCGUCUUCCGGCGCGGAUUCUUCUGGUGGUCAUGGUUCUGCCAACUCUCCAAACUUCGUCGAAUCACCCAUCAACACUCCUGACACGCAUUAUGGUCAGCGUUACACUGCGGACGACCAAAAAUCCUCUCCGCUCAUCGCUGGCGGCGGCGGCGGGCAAUAUAUGUACCCAGUCGCACGCUCACCGUCGACCGCCCCAUCGUCAUCUUCGUCCACGCACACCGCGGCACCGUACUUCACACUACCACCGGAACACUCGAGCGUGGUGCCCGACGACCUCCGCCGGCAUUCCAUCGGUCAUGGGGGAGAGGUGACACUCCACGGGGGGAUCGCCAACAUCUCUGUUCCUGGGCAGGGCAACGACGGAGUGCGCUAUAGGCUCACACCGUCUCGCCGAGAGUCCGCGCCGACGGACAGAGGCAUGUUUCCCGCGCUCCCUCAUUUUUCGCAGAAUGAGGCACUGGCCGGAGCAUCAGGCGCAGGGUCUAGCGGCGACGUCGGCGCGGGAUACGCGCCCGGGCGACUGCGCGCUGACCGUGGCGCCCAACGGUCGUCUCGCUCGCCGUCACCGGGCCCGUCGCCAAUAUCGGGUACCCUCGCCGUCAUCAAAGCACAGGCCUUUGGUGCUCUGAGACGGACCCGUGGCCGUAAGAAGGGCGACGAUGCAGCUAGGAUGGCCAAAGAGGCGUUGGAAGCGCGUGGUAUAUCGCUAGGCGUAUCAACAGCUGGCGGCACAAAGCGGCAACGCACCCGUUACGAAGAAGACGAUUCCUCAUGA
This is a messenger RNA of Peniophora sp. CBMAI 1063, 1467 nucleotides long. Lineage: Eukaryota; Fungi; Basidiomycota; Agaricomycetes; Russulales; Peniophoraceae. The record is from the annotation of a GenBank genome assembly.